Pyricularia oryzae 70-15 is the source of this 1936-nucleotide messenger RNA. RefSeq lists its product as uncharacterized. NCBI's taxonomy places the organism in Eukaryota, Fungi, Ascomycota, Sordariomycetes, Magnaporthales, Pyriculariaceae. The transcript has a single exon. The record is from RefSeq and is a predicted model, not a curated record. Gene Ontology annotation, cellular component: mediator complex; core mediator complex. Gene Ontology annotation, biological process: regulation of transcription by RNA polymerase II. Bases 180 to 578 code for a protein of 132 amino acids. Gene Ontology annotation, molecular function: transcription coregulator activity.
UGAACUGGCAACCUAACCAUCACGUCACGUAUUCCACUACUCAUCCAUCACCAAUUAACGCGUUGAAUUGAGCACGCCUCUGCGAUUCCAAUUCAUUUUCUUACAGCAAAGCUUGUUCUCUAGAAAAUUUACAUAAUUAUCAAACCUGCAGACAACUGACUGCUCAAUCCCAAACAACAAUGUCCGACAUCGUGCCGCCGACCUCAGCCACCACCUCGGAUCCCCCGCCCGCCCCGUCCUCCACAGCCGAUGAGCCCAAGUACGGCGGCCACACGCGCUUCGAGAUCGAGCUUGAGUUUGUGCAGGCCCUCGGCAACCCCAUCUACCUGAACCACCUGGCCGUGAACAAGGUGCUCUCCCAACCCGCCUUCGUCGCCUACCUCGACUACCUGCAGUACUGGACCCGCCCGCCCUACGUCAAGUACCUGACCUAUCCCGGACCUACACUGCGCAGUCUCAAGCUGCUGCAGCAGGAGAAGUUUAGGCAGGAUAUCAUCAUGCCGGAGCUGGUCAAUGCGCUAGUCGAGCAGGGGAUGCGGGCCGCCGUCGAGUGGCACAUGGAGGACAAGAAGCCUUGAAAGACGCGGAAACGUUGGGAGUGUGUCACAUCACUAGCAAAGGCCUCGGAGUUUUGAGAUAUAGGGACAGGAACUAUUGGGAUCAUUGGGGGACGACAAAAGUUCGCCCAGCCCAGGGCGCAACAAAUCUGCACACAUCGAAAGCCACGAUAUUAAAGCCAGCCAAACGCCUCCGCUGCGAACGCCAUUUCGCCGUAAUUACCAGAUCCGAAAGCAACGAGACCGCCAUGCGGCUCUCCACCACUCCAUCGCAAAAAGACCGAAAAUACGAAAACAACCACAGGCCACGAUCUGUCAGUUCUCACGCCAUCUGUGGCCACAAGUCAUGCACUACGAAGCCCCAAAAGGGCACCAAGUUAGCACAUGCUUGAGACACCCGUCAUGCGAUGUCAUGGUGGCGCUUUCUUUGUAAUAGAAACUAAAGCGCACAGCCGAAUAAAAAUCAUCAAAGGACACAACGAAACAAAACUCACCUUGUAAAAGCUCGUCAUCGGCUCAUCAGCACUGCGGAUCUGGACCUGGAAGAAGGCGGCCUCCUCGCCGUCGCAGUUGUCGGCGGGGCACUGCACGCGACCCUUUUGCGCAUUGUCCCACGCGCCGGGCCCGCCAAAGACGUCCUCGCGCUCCUUGCGCGCAAACUCCUUGCGGCUGAAGAGGGGCUCGUUGAUGGCGAACUCGUACGGGCACGUUCGGCACUCAAGUCGGUUCUUCCCCGUCUCCAUGGCCGAGACGGUUAGGACGUUGGCGCAGCUGGGGCAGACUUUUUUUUUGUGGGUAAGGGUGUUAGUCAGAUGGAUUUUGGAGGAUGAAAUCGUUUAUUUUUGGGAUGUCCUUACAGAGCAGCAUCUUGGGAGUGUGGAAAUUUGCAAAUGGCUCACUUUCGAGUAGUAUUUGGUGGAAGGUUUUCAAGCUUUUGGGAGACGAUGAAAAGAGCAGCUCCGCGAUCCCAAAGGCUGCCCCACCACUAGGUGACCCGAAGGCAGUGACACGAUGUCACGUGGAUCGGCACAUGAUACCCCAAAUGCUCACCAUGGCCAUUUCACUGUCGGCUUUGAUCUCGCUAUACCUAAUUUUUAGUCUGAACGGUUUGAAAACGAGGUAAAUCCUGUGCGAAACUUCGGAACAUUAGCCAAAAUCAUGUCGGCACGAAGCGUGUAAAUGUUGACCUGGACUAGAAUGACUUUGUCGUUGCACAUUAUCUUACACGCCGAGUCGGUGACAGCAUUACACCCCUUUGCAUGAGUACCUUGGAGGCUAGAGUACCACAACCGCAGCUUGAGCAUACAUCUCAUGUUACCGACAGAUACCAAUAGCCUCAAGUCAGAACACCAAAGUAACAUUCAAGGUUGACUCUUAAC